AUGGGGCGAGGGUAGCCUCUUCUACAGGGAUAGACAUCCUGCUGUUGGAUGAUUUCAACCUGGUCAUCAACGACGUUACGCACCUGGUGAGGCCGCCACGAAGAGAACUCUUAGCCAAUGAUGAGGCAGAGCGUCUGAACGACGUGAAGUUCCUGGUCCAGCAGCUCUACACCACCAUGCGUAUAGAAGAACAUCAGCUUAGUAAAGAGAAGGAACUGGUGGUCAGACUGGAGGACCUCAACUCACAGCUACGUCCUCUGGAGAAGGUGAGGGAGGAGCUGAGUCGUAAGGCGGAGCGUCGUACCACCUGGGUGCUGUGGGGGGGUAUGGCCUACAUGGCAACACAGUUUGGGAUCCUGGCGCGCCUCACCUGGUGGGAGUACUCCUGGGAUAUCAUGGAGCCUGUCACCUACUUCAUUACCUACGCCACCGCCAUGGCUAUGUACUCCUACUACGUACUCACACGCCAGGAGUACCUCUACCCUGACGCCAGGGACAGACAGUACCUGCUGUUCUUCCACAAGGGGGUGAAGAGACAACGUUUUGACAUCUACAAGUACAACGAGCUGAAGGACUCUAUCGCUGAGGUAGGCACUAACCCUAACCCCGACACCAACCCCGACACCAACCCCAACACCAACCCCGACACCAACCCCAACUACACACUACCCCGACACCCAACCCCAACUACGACACUAACCCGACACCACCCCGACACUAAACCCCGACACUAA
This is a messenger RNA of Salvelinus sp. IW2-2015, 734 nucleotides long. It is a transcript of the gene mcu, whose product is annotated as mitochondrial calcium uniporter. Gene Ontology annotation, cellular component: uniplex complex; mitochondrial inner membrane. NCBI's taxonomy places the organism in Eukaryota, Metazoa, Chordata, Actinopteri, Salmoniformes, Salmonidae. The record is from RefSeq and is a predicted model, not a curated record. Gene Ontology annotation, biological process: mitochondrial calcium ion homeostasis; calcium import into the mitochondrion. Gene Ontology annotation, molecular function: uniporter activity; calcium channel activity.